AAGAGAACUUGUGAGUAUUUUAUUUUUAUAUUAAUUCAAGAAUUGCAAAACCGACGGUAAUAACAGAAACAAAAGGCGGUUCUUUUUUCCAUUUCUGUAAUUAUUUUCUUUCUUUAUAUAUAUGCACUUUUGGAUUUGGAUUGGAGCUCAAGUUCUUCUUGUGUUCUCUCUCUCAAGAAAACAAAAAUCAAACUUUUCAAAAGAGCUUGAAGAUAUUUUUCUUUUUCAAUCAAUGGAUUAUUACGUAAGAACCGAAGUUGUUGAAGCUGGUUUUAAUGAUGAUUCAGAGCAAGAAGUAUCAACGAUCUCUGAAUCUUCUGGAAGCUGUGAUGAUUCGUAUUCUGCUGUUGAUGAUCCACGCCGACCACCGUCAUCAUCAUCUUUUGCUGACGAGCUCGGGCUAAUGGAGUUGCUUGAAGGAGAUAAAGCUCAUGAUCUUAUCUUUCGUAAUUGUAAAUCUGGUCUCGGUGAUCAAUGCCAGAUUCUCUCUGUUCUCCGUAACGGAUUCAGAACCGUUGGAUCUCGUGCCAAGUUCAAGACUUUUCAGAUUUUUCAAGAGGCGGUGCACACGAAACACGCCGGAGAAGACGGAGGAGGAGGAGCUAAGGUGAAGUACGGUUGGUGCGCCGUCGCGAAACAAGAGCUGAAAACGAUUUUGGAGUAUGGGUUUAGCCAGCCGCCGUCAAACGAUGGUUCUUAUGGCCGUGGAUUGUAUCUUUCCCCUGAUAACUCUCCUCUUGAUUGUUUGAAGGAAUCAGCUGCAGAAUCAGAAGAUGGGAUGAGAUUCUUGUUGCUUUGUAGAGUUCUACUUGGCAAAUCAGAGAUUGUUACUCAAGGCUCGAUCCAGUCAUGUCCGAGUUCACCAGAGUUUGAUUCUGGUAUUGAUGAUUUAGCUUCUCCGAAGAAGUACAUUGUGUGGAGUACACAUAUGAACACACACGUCUUGCCUGAGUUUCUUGUUUGCAUCAAGGCUCCCUUUAACUUAACUCGUAGUUCAAAGAGAUUGAGAUCGCCAUGGAUGGCAUUUCCUGUAUUGAUCAAAGCAUUGUCAAAGUUUCUAUCUCCUUCUCAGAUACUUGUCAUUCAGAAACACUACAAAGAUCAACAAAACAGGAGAAUCUCGCGGAGCGAACUGAUACAAAGAGUCAGAAGUAUAACUGGAGACAAAUUACUAGUUCACAUCAUCAAAGCUUUCGGACACAAAGUACAACGCUAGAAGCUCCAUUGCAGAUCACUUUGGUUUUUCUUGUUUCAAGGACACAAUCGCCAUGGUUGUCUUUGUCUGUUUUACAAACACCAGAAGGAUCGGGACUGGUGAACAAAUGGUCAUCUUUGGAGUCUCCAAAAUCAUAGAGUAGUCUUUUUUUCUUUUCCCCAUGAUAGUGAUGAAAAAAAUUUGUUCAAUAGAGAUCAGAUUAGGGUCUUGAUACAUUAUUAAUGAAGAACAUUAACAACAAGUUACAAUCUUAGUUUUCUUUUCA
Molecule: messenger RNA, 1481 nt
Organism: Camelina sativa (false flax)
Lineage: Eukaryota; Viridiplantae; Streptophyta; Magnoliopsida; Brassicales; Brassicaceae
Product: putative inactive poly [ADP-ribose] polymerase SRO5
Molecular function (GO): NAD+ poly-ADP-ribosyltransferase activity
Source: RefSeq, a predicted model, not a curated record